Messenger RNA from Numida meleagris (helmeted guineafowl), 1783 nucleotides. RefSeq names its product 3-mercaptopyruvate sulfurtransferase-like. The transcript has 3 exons. Gene Ontology annotation, biological process: transsulfuration. Gene Ontology annotation, cellular component: mitochondrion. The record is from RefSeq and is a predicted model, not a curated record. Lineage: Eukaryota; Metazoa; Chordata; Aves; Galliformes; Numididae. Gene Ontology annotation, molecular function: thiosulfate-cyanide sulfurtransferase activity. Bases 186 to 1079 code for a protein of 297 amino acids.
CCACCCCUCUACGCGCACACACACAUACAAAAUGGCGGCACGGGGGCGGGCGGCACCGCCCCUCUGGGAGGGUCCCGUCUCCCGCCCCCUGAAGCGGAGUAGGCCACGAUUGUCGGGGAGCUGCUCGGCAGAGGCCCGGCACGGAGACAGGUGUCUCAGGCAGUCUCAGCCAGGAUUUGGGAGCGAUGUCACAACAACUGCUCUACCGUGCUCUGGUUUCUGCUAAAUGGCUUUCAGAAGCCAUCAAGUCCAAGCAAACGGGGCAGGCCUUGAAGGUUGUGGAUGCAUCUUGGUAUUUGCCAAAGAUGAAGCGUGACCCGAAGCAGGAAUUUGAGGAGCGCCAUAUCCCUGGUGCAGUUUACUUUGAUAUUGACCAGUGCAGCGAUCGUACUUCACCUUAUGAUCACAUGAUGCCUAAGGCCGAUGACUUUGCUGAGUAUGUGGGGAAGCUGGGUGUGGGGAAUGAUUCCCAUGUUGUGGUGUAUGAUGGCAGCGACCAAGGUCUCUUCUCAGCACCACGGGUGUGGUGGAUGUUCCGGGUCUUUGGACAUGAAGCAGUUUCCCUUCUAGAUGGUGGCCUGAAGAACUGGCUGCGCGAGGGAUUUCCGCUGAGCUCUGGGAAAACUCAGGUAGCUCCCGCUGAGUUCCACGCCACCUUGGACAAGUGCAUGGUGAAAACCUACGAGGACAUCUUAGAUAACUUGGAUUCCCAUCGUUUCCAAGUUGUGGAUGCGCGUGUUGAAGGACGGUUCCGGGGAAUAGAGCCAGAGCCUCGAGAUGGUAUUGAGCCUGGUCAUAUCCCUGGCUCCCUGAACAUCCCCUUCACCAGUUUCCUCACAGAGUCUGGGUUAGAGAAGACCCUGGAGCAGAUCAGAAGUCUGUUCCAAGAGAAGAAAGUGGACCUCUCAAAGCCUCUGGUAGCUACGUGUGGCUCUGGGGUCACUGCCUGCCAUGUGGCUCUGGGGGCAUACCUCUGUGGCAAACCAGAUGUUGCUGUGUACGAUGGGGCCUGGGUGGAAUGGUACAUGAGGGCGCAGCCUGAAAAUAUUAUUUCUGAGGGAAAGGGGAAGACUGUGUAAUGAGCUGCUUCAUCUCUUAUUCAUACAGAUAAUCUGCCUUGAAACAGGAUUUGGGAAAAGAUGAGUUUAUAUAUUCCUGGUUAAGUGUCAUGAGGUGAAGGUGUUGGGCAACACGUAUGGGCACAUGGUGCUUUGGCAUUUUUGCCUUCCCCAACCCUUUGGGAGCAUAAAGAUGACCUGGGCAGCCUGCUCUAGGUGAGCAUGCAUGAGCAGGUGGGUUGGCCGAAGUGAUCUCCAGAGCUCUCUUCCAACCUCAACCAUUCUGUGGUUCUGUGACCUCUUUACAGUUUCGUAUGGAAAGGAGAGAGCAUUGGUGGCGGUACAGGAACGUAACUGAGUCAAGCCAAGCUUGUGACUCAAGGCAUUCACCAUGUUUAAUCACAGGAUGGUAAUAUUUGUAUAACUGUGCCUCAUGGUCUUACUCUCUACCUCUGUCCUAGAAGCCAGCCAUACACAUCAGGGCUGUUUGGGGUAAAAACCCAGGGGAAAAAAAUAAAGCUUUUAAAGGAGGAAGUGUGACUUCCAAGUUGGCACUCAUUGAGGUUAGAGAUUAAGUUUGCAUUUCUUCUUAUAUUUGGACUCUUAAUUACAAUGUGUAUGUUUAGCCAAUUUUGUACCCCCAUGGCUCAAAAUCCUCCCCCUUUAAAAAAAAAAAAAGAUGCUGGAAUUUAAAAAAAGAGCAAAUAAACAUUUGUUUCAAGGUC